AUGGAACUUCGGCCUGGACGGUGUGCUCAAGAGGCCCAAGGAAAGACCUUGUUAGAGGCGGAGUUCAAUUCUAUGGUUGAACUAUACAGAACAAGCCCUACGUUUGUCCCAGAGCCUUACGCAUGGGGUAAACUCAGUGUGUCCCACCCUACCACGUAUUACUUCUUGUGCGAAUUCAUCGAUAUGAGCGACAAGAAUCCAGAUCCCGUCCAGCUGGCCACCAAGCUCGUGCAGUUGCACAAAGCAAGCAAUUCUCCUACUGGAAUGUUUGGUUUCCACAUCGAUACGUGCCAGGGCAGUCUUCCUCAGCGGACGGCGUGGAACCCAAGCUGGGUGGACUUUUACAUCCAGCUUGUCAGGGGGGCGAUGGCACUCAACAAAGAAAAAAAUGGCAACUGGGAGAACUUGGAGCAACUUGUCGAUCGACUCAUUACGCAUGUAGUCCCUCAGGUACUAGGACCUUUGGAAGCCGACGGCCGGGUUAUAAAGCCAACUUUGAUCCACGGCAACCUGUGGGAUGGAAAUAUUGGAACCAGCCUUGAAAAUGGGGAGAUUUACAUUUUUGACGCAAGUGUUUACUAUGCACAUCACGAGAUGGAAAUCGCUAUGUGGCGAGCAAGGUUCUGCAAAACCCUGAGUGCGAAAGUUUACCUCAAUUCCUAUCUCAGUCGAAUGGGCGUCAGUAAGCCCGUCGAGCAAUUUGAAGACCGCAACCGGAUCUACAGUGUCUAUAUGACUCUACAUGAAUCAGCUUGCCAUAAUGGUUCGACCUUCCGGGACGAGUGUUAUGAGAACCUCAACUACCUGAUCAACAAAUACGCUCCGCUUGACGAAAAAUGUAGUUAA
Messenger RNA from Penicillium vulpinum, 846 nucleotides. Its product is annotated as Fructosamine/Ketosamine-3-kinase. The transcript has 3 exons. The coding region runs from base 1 to 846 and encodes 281 amino acids. The record is from RefSeq and is a predicted model, not a curated record. NCBI's taxonomy places the organism in Eukaryota, Fungi, Ascomycota, Eurotiomycetes, Eurotiales, Aspergillaceae.